AUCUCUAUCUCUAUAUAAACAAACCUUCUCUCUCUGCUCCCAUUUCAUCUUUUGUACAUUUCAUUCUAUAUACAAAUUUUUUUUUUGUCAAGAUUUCCAAUUUCAUCUCUCCACCACCCACCCCUAUCCCUGUUUCUUCUUCUUGGUCAGCUGGAAUUUUGCAUUCAAGGUUGUUCUCUGUACUUCUUACAAGCUAGGUUCAUGUCUGAGCUCGAUAUCCAAAUCCCUACCACCUUUGAUCCGUUCGCUGAUGCCAAUGCUCAGAACUCAGGCGCAGGUGCGAAAGAGUAUGUGCAUAUUCGAGUUCAGCAGCGAAAUGGCAGGAAAAGUCUGACUACCGUCCAAGGCCUGAAGAAAGAAUUCAGCUACAAUAAAAUUCUGAAGGACCUCAAGAAGGAGUUUUGCUGCAAUGGUACCGUUGUGCAAGAUCCAGAACUCGGCCAGGUUAUCCAACUUCAAGGCGAUCAGCGGAAGAACGUGUCAACCUUUCUCGUACAGGCUGCCAUUGUGAAGAAGGAAAACAUCAAGAUUCAUGGUUUCUAGACACAAGCAAAGGAAGGGGAUUGAUGCACAUUUGUGAUUGCAAUUUCCAGUUUGUUUAAUUUUAUUACAUCCAAGCGCUACGACCGACGGUUUCUGAGUUUAACAACACCUUCUGUGGCAUUCAUUUUCCAUAUAGCAGAAGCUGAUAUUAGUAGCUUGUUGAUGUACAAAAUCAGUAUAUCAAAAGUUAUCUGGUGGUUGUAUGGUAUGCUGCUAAUUUUUCUGAAUCCCCAAUGGAGGUGGAAAAUCUGCCCAAAUGUUUACCAGAUUAUAUUCUAUUUUGGAUGAACAUCAUAUGUGUCAUUCUGUAUAUAAUUUACUAUCCAUAUUCAUUAGCUUAUUUCAUGAGCUUUUUGUUUG
Molecule: messenger RNA, 903 nt
Organism: Lycium ferocissimum
Lineage: Eukaryota; Viridiplantae; Streptophyta; Magnoliopsida; Solanales; Solanaceae
Product: protein translation factor SUI1 homolog 1
Exons: 5
Coding region: 202-543 (113 amino acids)
Biological process (GO): translational initiation
Molecular function (GO): RNA binding; translation initiation factor activity
Source: RefSeq, a predicted model, not a curated record